Messenger RNA from Wallemia ichthyophaga EXF-994, 1638 nucleotides. RefSeq names its product Polyketide synthase HetM. The transcript is spliced from 2 exons. Bases 1 to 1638 code for a protein of 545 amino acids. Gene Ontology annotation, molecular function: phosphopantetheine binding. NCBI's taxonomy places the organism in Eukaryota, Fungi, Basidiomycota, Wallemiomycetes, Wallemiales, Wallemiaceae. The record is from RefSeq and is a predicted model, not a curated record.
AUGAAAAUCCACUCGUCUCAGCAUCAUCCGAUCACACCGAAGCGCACCAUCAAGCGUAAGCCAGCAGUGGAGCUCUAUGAUAAGGAAAUUGUCCAAGCUUACAAUAACGUCGACAAUGUCGGUGCUGACUCAAUUACAUUCGAUAUCGAUGACGUGCCUGCGUCUGUCUCUGCGAUUGUAAAAUCAGUGAUCGGCAAUAAUGUCGAGGACGACGUCGACCUUGUCUCUCAAGGUAUGGACUCUAUGCAGGCCACGAAUAUCCGCAACAAGCUCGUUGCAGCUUUAAAACCUAUCAAGAAUGUAACUUUAGGUGGGACAGUCGCUUUCCAGCACCCAAAGUUGACUCUUCUGUCUAAUUUCAUUGAGAAGCUACUGAACGAUGACGGCAAGCAAAUGUCAGAAGAAGAUAUUGUGGCCACGAAGGCUGCUGAGAUCAGCGCGACAAUCGCGUUGCACUCACGCAAGCUCAAUAGCAAGCCUAAGCAAGGAUGGGUGCAGCCAGUAGGGGAAGGCAAAAAUGUUGUCUUGACUGGUACGACUGGUGGUCUAGGAGCUCAGCUGCUGCAAACGCUCAUGGAAGAUGCAAACGUUGAGCAUGUCUAUGCUAUUAACCGUACUCACGCCCACAAGAGUCUCAAGCAACGUCAGGCGGACAGUCUUGCUGAGAAGGGUAUUACAGUAGACGAUAUUCUAGACUCUCCAAAGCUGUCGCUCAUCGAAGCCGACCUGACAAAGCCGAAUCUUGGAUUGAGUACGACCAUUUACUUGGAAAUUAGUGCUAAAGUAGACGUGAUCAUUCACAACGCCUGGAGAGUCGAUUUCAACGUCGCCUUGCAGUCAUUUGAGCAGGAUAUUUCCGGUGUGGUUAAUCUUACCAACCUUGCGAUCACAUCAAGUCAAGGUGCUGCAGUCAUUUUCACGUCAUCGAUCGGAAGUCUUGCACGCUGGCCAGUCGGCAGAAAAACAUUCGAGGAGCCAAUCUCAGACCCCGCAAUCGCAGUUGGAAUGGGAUAUGGUGAGAGCAAGUUUGUUGGUGAGCGAAUCUUGGCCACCGCCUCACAGACGACGGGACUACCAACGACAGUCCUUCGAAUUGGACAGCUGUGCGGUGAUAGAAAGUCAGGUUUCUGGAAUUCUUCCAAUUGGGUACCAGCAAUUAUUAAGUCUGGCCUCGCCCUCAAGUGUCUUCCAAAUGGAGAUGACUUGGUCGAAUGGAUUUCGCUAGACAAUGCCGCGCAAGCCAUAGUAGACUUUGCGCACAACAGAAGAAGUCUAGGCAAAACACAUGAUCUUUUACACAUCGUGCACCCACGCCCAACGAGCUGGAGCGCGGUCUUUAACGUGGUGGCAGAGUAUUUGAACAAAAGAGGCGCUGGUAUCACACUAGUGAGCUAUAGUGACUGGCUGGAAAGGCUGCAAGCCGAGGAUACAUCUAACAUGUCCGAGAACCCUGCUAUUAAGCUGCUUCCGAUGUUUGAGUCUCGUGCGAAAGUCUCUGCCGAUCGUAGGGAGUUUAUUCCUUUACUUCAGACAACGAGAUCUCAGGCUGCGUCUGAGUCGCUUAGAGAAUGCACCGAACUCAACCAAGAAGAUGUCGUGAAGUGGAUGGAUAAGUGGGUUGAUGAAAGUUUCUUGUAA